AUGGCUUCAACAAAGGCAAUGCUGCGCCUGGCUACUAAGCGGCCACUGGGUGUAGCUUCUCAGUCGGCGAGAUGUGCGCAGCGUGCCACAUUUUCAAACUCCGCCAAACGACCAGCCGAGAAGGACAACGCCCAGAAACUGAGAGAGGCAGAUCCAGAUCUCCUUUCGGAGCUGCGCAAGGCCCCUAGAAGGCCAAUGGGAAAGCUCUCCGCGCCGAUCGUCAACGAUGCCGACAAGUACGGGGACAAAGCGCUCCCUCUGCACCAAUAUGGCCAAUACCUCAUGUCCUGCCUACCAAAAUACAUCCAACAAUUUUCUGUAUGGAAGGAUGAGCUAUGCAUUUAUAUCACACCAUCGGGCGUCAUUCCUGUUUUCACCUUCUUGAAAACCCACACGGCCGCAGAAUAUACUAUGAUCUCCGACAUCACCGCAGUCGACUUCCCUACCAAAAACCAUCGUUUCGAAGUCGUCUACAAUCUCCUCAGCGUGCGUCACAACUCGAGAAUAAGAGUGAAGACAUAUGCGGAUGAAGCGACCCCUGUGCCCUCGGUCACUUCCCUUUAUGACGGUGCGCUCUGGUACGAGCGAGAAGUGUAUGAUUUAUUCGGCGUCUUCUUUACUGGUCACCCAGACUUACGCCGAAUCAUGACCGACUACGGCUUUGAUGGACACCCGUUGCGCAAGGACUUCCCUUUGACCGGGUACACGGAGAUCAGAUACGAUGAGGAGAAGAAACGAAUAGUGGUGGAACCACUCGAGAUGACACAAGCAUUCCGAAACUUCGAAGGCGGCACAAGUUCUUGGGAGCAAGUCGGUACUGGUUCGGACAGAAAGCCCGCGCAAUUCAAGUUGCCUACGCCUAAGCCAGAGGAGAAGAAAGAAGAGAAGAAAUAA
Molecule: messenger RNA, 894 nt
Organism: Exophiala viscosa
Lineage: Eukaryota; Fungi; Ascomycota; Eurotiomycetes; Chaetothyriales; Herpotrichiellaceae
Product: NADH-ubiquinone oxidoreductase 30.4 kDa subunit, mitochondrial
Exons: 2
Coding region: 1-894 (297 amino acids)
Molecular function (GO): NADH dehydrogenase (ubiquinone) activity
Source: RefSeq, a predicted model, not a curated record